UUUAAGUGUUGUUAAAAAGAGCAAUUGUCGUUGCGUGUCAUAAGAGAGAAUAGCGAAAAAGAAGGUAGCCUCAGGAGUCAAAAAGUCAACAUAAAUAUCGUUUUAACCAGAACGAGUUGGGUCUUCUUUGUCGAAGACAAGUUUUGGUGCGGGUCUGCCCAGUUUCGAGGGAUACCGAAUAUCACAACCGCAAUCAUACAUGCUUAUAAUUUCUGAGCAAUUCAAAGGUGGUUUGUGUAUUUUUUCGUUUACAAGACUGUUGGAUUUGUUAGCAUACGAAGCAAUGAACGUCCAUACUUAUGAAUCUUGCAGCCCCAUUGACUAGCGGCGUCGCGAGAGUGAACUUCCGGGGGAUGCUGGUUCAGGAGAAUCUGGAAAUCCUUUGAGCAUUGUCCACAUGGAUACAGUUUUGCAAAGAGAUACAGAAAGUCUGAGAGCGAAUCUUGCUCAGCCUGUGUUGGUUUUUCAGGAAAGCGAGCCAGUAUGGUAUGUAAUAACUAGAUACAGGGUUAGCAGAAGACAUACAUGAGUUUACUACUUACCCGCCAUCCACUCCGUCCCAAUUCUUUUCUAUAGAGUUUCGCAAUUAGUAAUGUACACAAAUAAGAAAAAAACAAAAAGUCGAUCGCUCUUCACGUUCAGCAUACCUGGCCUCUUUGUCGCUCAUUUCGGGCAUAAUUGAUUCAAUGCCAGGGGCAUUGGGACGUGGUCUGCUUGGGCGCUUUGUAUCUCCUAAAUUCAAUCGUCCGUCUCGUUGAACGUCAAUAUGCCCAAAAUACCAGAAAAAAAGAAUUAACGUCACCGAUGCGAGUAGCAAAACUUUAAAUUGCUUUCUCAUUAUGUGAAUGAAACAGUUUCCGAGGACAAUCGGUGUUGGUAAGUUAAUAACGGAAGUCAAGACCCGUUCAGAUCUCAAUAUCCACCAAUCUAUUAGAUACCCUUCAAUUUUAACAAUUGCCGCACAGACUGCUAUUGUCAAAUUGAACUAAAGCAUUUAGUUGGGGUCUCGGGAUCAGAAGGCGCUAAAAGAGAAACUUUCAGGGAAAGUGCCGAAAUAGCGCGAAGUUUUUUCAAAUCUAAAAACAAGAGCCGCAUUUUUGCGUCAACAGCCCAAGGGCUUUCGAAAAUGAAAUUAUCAAUUCAUUAUUGUUUGAUUUAAAACUAAUAUACAGUUCAUGCUUAGGGCCAUAUGCAAGUGAUUAGAAUAAUACUAGAGCCAUCUAGAAACGGUAGCAAAAAAUAAAGGGAACGUGUAAGAUUACGGAAGGAGCAUGACAAGGGGAAACGUGACGACCAUGUGAGAAGAGAACCUGAAAGAAGAAAACGAAAAACUGAGUGAGGUGAUCGGAUGUCGUUUAUAUCCAUUCGCAAAGAUGGUGCUCCCAGCCCUGGAAAUCUGUGAGCCCCAUAUGAUGAAUGUUUUGCUUUAGGCGUUCCCGCUUGCGAUCCGUCAGCGGAACAAAUGCCUUAGAGCCGGGGGAGAAGUGAUGUUUCACUUUCGUGAAUACAUCCUUCAUAGUACUUCGAAAGCCUUUGGAUGUCUGCUUAUCCGAAUCAAAGAAGCUGAGUUUCUUGGGCGUCGAUUCCGAGAGAAUGGCUUCGUAAUGUAUGCCAUCAUUCAUGUCUGACAUACUACAGAAUGAAUUGCGUUCUGACUGCUGAAUGGAAUUGGUUCGUGAUGUUUGCCUUGAGACAUCUUGGGAGUCAUUGCCUUUGGACCUUAUGGAUGACUUUGUAGUCUUUGGAAGCAGCAAUCGUGUUUGAGAAUUUAAUGAGCUGCACCUUCCCGACAACCAAGGAGAAUGACUUUCAAUAUUACGAUUCCAAGGCGAGGACGGUGACUGGCGCUCAACCAGAACAGCAUUUGCUACAAGUUCGGAGGGUGUUAAAGGUGAAUAUGGAGCCGGCGUGUGAACAAGGGGGCUAGGUGUCUCGUAGAAUUUACUUUUCGUGAGGCUCGCAAUGCCGUUCAAGCGCAAUGGAGCUGGUUUACUUCUCAACAUGCUGGUAAUAAGUAUGUGUAAAUGUCUCCUAGAUUUUUAAAACAGAGGGGACUUAGAAGUCCAACGAAGCGGUUGAUAUGGUUAAGAGUUUCAGAAAGUGAAUAGGCUACAAGGAUGAAUACGGUUAAGAGAUGGGCAAUUGUGUCCGUUUUAUAGACAGAAGUAAUCGACGCGUCGAGUUCAUUGUUUGAUAAAACAAAGAAUUGUGUACCAGAAACGCGUGCGUGUCAAUUGCUUUCAAUUUGGUGUUAAGAUCUGCUGCUUUGUUUUUUUGUGCAAUUCCGAUCGGCGAAAAACUCUUUGUUUCAAAAGAUGACUUAUUAUUUUAAGAAGAACAAGACGAUCGAUCUAAAAAUCAAUGAACACGUAAACAAUUGCUACUUAUAUACAUAGUAUAAUGUAGUUCAAUGAACCCAUAUGUGGAUUUUACGGGCCACCUGGUCACUCUUGUGGCUUCCAUUCCACUUUCCCUGGUGAUAAAUAUUACAAGUGGCAACAACAUAUUUAAAACGUGUUCACCCCUCACUUUCCAAUUAUUUAAACGCUUUUACUAAUGUAUACGUCUAAACCGUUAAUAUAAUUCUAUUGUUGUACAGUUACCAAGUUAACUUUCACCCUUCCACUUGUUUACUUCACUACGAACUGAAUAUUUCUUUUUGCGGAAAUGUCAAGACACCAGUGUACACAUGACUGCUCAGAACAUGCAUUUGAGAGUUCUCCUUCUGAUUCACUAUACAACUGUAUUGAUUUGGACAAAGUUUUCGUGUUAAAUGAAGGAGAAGAGAGUGCAGGUAGCAAGGUUAUCAAACCUUGGGACAAACGCUAUGAUGAUACCGAUAUUUUAAAGAGUGACGUUGAUGAUCAAUUAAUUAUUCACAUUCCAUUCACGGGUUCUGUUUGUUUAAAAUCUAUUCUUGUUCGUGUUUUCAGUGACGGUUCCGCACCGCAAUCUGUUUCUCUAUUCCCAAAUCGUACGGACUUGGAUUUUGAAUCUGUCGAUGAGCGUAAACCUACAGAGACGUUCCAAUUGCCGGUAGAAGGUGCUGGUUCUGAUGUAUUAGAAUUCCCUGUUAAAACCCGUCUGUAUCAGAACAUGGCGAAUUUGAACCUUUUCUUUCGACGUGACGAUGGUGAUGAUGAACCUGUAGAAAUCGCCUUCAUUGGACUUCGUGGAACAUUUAUUCCGUUUAAGGGCAAUCCCAUCAUCACCCUCUAUGAAGCUGCUCCUCGUCCGACCUCUCACAAACUGCACGGAGUGAAUCUGGAAAAUCGGUUUAAUGCACUAUCUUAAGUUGCCAUUUUGUAUAUACAAAACAUGAAAAGUAUUAUUGAUCGUUUCGUUUUAGUUAGUGAGCAGAUAUAAAUUUCGUGCGGGACUCAUCAAUUGAGUUACCCACAACACAUGUCUGUGGCUUGAUUAGGUUUAAGCGUUUCGUUUCAUGGUAGUUGUA
Molecule: messenger RNA, 3454 nt
Organism: Schizosaccharomyces japonicus yFS275
Lineage: Eukaryota; Fungi; Ascomycota; Schizosaccharomycetes; Schizosaccharomycetales; Schizosaccharomycetaceae
Product: proteasome interacting protein
Exons: 1
Coding region: 2668-3294 (208 amino acids)
Cellular component (GO): nucleus; cytoplasm
Source: RefSeq, a predicted model, not a curated record